CAGAUAUCCCCUUUACGCCGAUGAACUAUCCGAACCCUAUCCACAAGCCUACUUUUGAAGCACCAGCGGCCUAUACCUACCCAAGUGAACCGACAGCAGCAAAAGUGCCCAUCAUCAAGUCAGACCCUACGACCCCGACGUUCAACUUCAACAGGCCGACGUCACCAUCACCAACACUCAGUUCAUGUGCAGGAUCCAGCAGCCUGUCCAGCGGCUCUCAGGAUCUGCUCUCAACGGUUCCUACAGCAUCUAUCCUCAAAUCAUCAGACUCUCCCAGUGAAUCACCACCGGCAAAGCGCCUCCUUCGCCGCCGAGGGCGCCCACGGCUCCCUUCCCCAGACGACGAGAACUUUGACCCAACCAGCUCCAGGCCUCGUCGUGCUCGUCUCCCACACAACCAAGUGGAGAGGAAGUACCGACAAGGGCUGAACGCCGAACUCGACCGGCUACGGCUAGCAAUUCCGAUUCUACCACAGCCUAGCCCGGAGGAGGGCAGUUCGGCACCAAAGCCCAGCAAAGCAACAGUACUUGCCAGCGCCAUCAAGUACAUCCAAGGUCUUGAGUCGGAACGGGACCUACUCAAAGAGGAAAACUCGGAACUGAGGAAGCAGGCGGCGAUGAUGGGUGCAUCGGCAGUUCUGGGCAAACGAGCAGCGGUCCGACGAUGACGAUGCCGCUGCAGACUCUUCUUCUGGGGCUCUGGGGGGGAGAAGAUGCCGGACAAGCAUCAAGAGCCGUUUUUUUUGUUCCUCUCUGAACUGUUUCACCAA
Messenger RNA from Pseudovirgaria hyperparasitica, 770 nucleotides. RefSeq lists its product as uncharacterized. The transcript has a single exon. Gene Ontology annotation, molecular function: protein dimerization activity. The record is from RefSeq and is a predicted model, not a curated record. Lineage: Eukaryota; Fungi; Ascomycota; Dothideomycetes; Acrospermales; Acrospermaceae. The coding region runs from base 21 to 668 and encodes 215 amino acids.